UAAAGAAUCAAAUGCAAAAAUCAUGAAAAUGGCCUUUUUGAUGAUUAUAUUGUUACAUAAUUUGAUUUGGAUGAUUGUUCUGAUGAGCACAUGCAAUGCAUCCAGGGAAGUACCAUCUCUGUCUCCGUCUCCGUCUCCAUCUCCAAAAUUUUUAGCCAUUCUUGUGUUUGGUGAUUCAACAAUGGAUACUGGAAAUAACGAUUAUAUUCAAACAAUAGCAAAGGCAAAUUUCAUGCCAUACGGGAUUGAUUAUCCGGGAAAAAUUCCAACAGGGAGGUUUUCAAAUGGAAGACUUAUUCCUGAUUUCUUGGCUUCUUAUUUAAGACUUAAAGAGGCAGUUCCUCCAUUCUUGGACCCAGAACUCUCUGAUAAUGAACUCGUCACAGGUGUCAAUUUCGCUUCUGCAGCUUCAGGAUUCGACGAGUCGACCAAUCUUGAAUAUAACAUCCUACCAAUUUCUAAGCAAAUUGAUAACUUCAGGAAUUACAUUGCAAGGUUAAACAAAAUUGUUGGCGAAGAAAAGGCCAGAACCAUAAUUAAUAAUGCUUUAGUAGUUAUUGGAGCAGGAACUAAUGAUGUAUCAGGAAAGGCCGAGGAAAAUGACAUUAAGUACCAUGAUGUUUUGCUGAACAAGACACAAACAUGCAUAAAGGAAUUGUAUGAUCUUGGUUGUCGAUAUAUGAUAAUAUCUGGUCUCCCUCCGCUCGGUUGCCUCCCUAGUCGCAGGAGUCAGAAACUUGAUAUAGAUGGGAAAUGCUUGGAGGAUCUAAAUGCAUAUGCUUUAUCUUACAACCAAAAGCUUAUUAAGUUAUUGUCUGAAAUGCAAGCAAUGGUUGCAGGAAGCAAAAUUCGUUAUGUAGAUGUGUAUCAACAAGUAAUGGACAUGGUCAAUAACCCACAGAGAUAUGGAUUUGUGGAAACAAAAAAGAUUUGUUGUGGGACUGGACUUUAUGAACUGUCAUUUCUUUGCAAUCCAAUCACAGUGACAUGUGGAAAACAAAAUCAGUUCUUGUUUUUUGAUUCAACCCAUCCAAGUCAAACAUGCUACCUUUACCUUUCUAGAUACAUACAGAAAGAGGUUCUUCCCAAGUUAAUGUAGCGAUCAGUUAAGACUACUUGUUUAUAU
This is a messenger RNA of Jatropha curcas, 1126 nucleotides long. RefSeq names its product GDSL esterase/lipase At2g30220. Lineage: Eukaryota; Viridiplantae; Streptophyta; Magnoliopsida; Malpighiales; Euphorbiaceae. The record is from RefSeq and is a predicted model, not a curated record. Gene Ontology annotation, molecular function: hydrolase activity, acting on ester bonds.